Cyclopterus lumpus (lumpfish) is the source of this 1479-nucleotide messenger RNA. It is a transcript of the gene hpxb, whose product is annotated as hemopexin b. The record is from RefSeq and is a predicted model, not a curated record. The coding region runs from base 54 to 1352 and encodes 432 amino acids. Gene Ontology annotation, biological process: intracellular iron ion homeostasis; heme transport. The transcript has 10 exons. Gene Ontology annotation, molecular function: heme transmembrane transporter activity. Lineage: Eukaryota; Metazoa; Chordata; Actinopteri; Perciformes; Cyclopteridae.
CUCCGUUCCACAUUGAGACUCCACACCCGAGGACUUCAUCAGGACUGUACAGCAUGGAGCUGCUCACCAAAACUCUGUUUCUGUGCUUAGCACUUGCCCUCACCAAUGGAGGACCUGUGCCGCCACAUGAUGCACCAGUAAAUGAUGCUGCUCUACCAGACCGGUGUGAAGGCAUUGAGUUUGACGCCAUCACUCCUGACGAGAAAGGAAACACUUUCUUCUUCAAAGGCAGCCACUUGUGGAUGGGCUUCCACGGGGCGGUCCAGCUUGCCAAUGAGUCCUUCAAGGAGCUUGAUGACCUCCAUCACAUCGGCCACGUAGAUGCUGCCUUCCGCAUGCACAACGUGGAGAACCCAGACGACCACGACCACAUCUACUUCUUUCUGGAUGAUAAGGUGUUCAGCUAUUACAACCACACUCUGGAGGACGGCUAUCCCAAAGAGAUCCAGGAGGACUUCCCGGGAGUCCCCUCGCAUCUGGAUGCUGCCGUGGAGUGUCCCAAAGGGGAGUGCAUGGCCGACUCGGUUUUGUUCUUCAAGGGACAUGAUGUACAUGUGUAUGAUAUCAACACAAAGACAGUGAAGACCAAGACGUGGCCCCACCUGCCCGUCUGCACCUCCGCUCUACGCUGGCUGGAGCACUACUACUGUUUCCACGGACACAACUUCACCAGGUUCAACCCGGUGACCGGGGUGGUGAGUGGCGCCUACCCCAAGGACGCCCGCCACUACUUCAUGAAGUGCCCCGACUAUGGUCAUGGAGGUGACUAUGAAGUCCCAAAAUGCAGUGAGGUCAAAUUGAAUGCCAUCACCACUGAUGAUGCAGGAAAAAGUUAUUCAUUUGCAGGCCCUGUGUACAUGCGUCUGGACACCCGUCAUGAGGGCCUUCAUGCCUUCCCAAUCACCAGGGCGUGGAAGGAGAUGACCAACGGCGUGGAUGCCGCCUUUUCCUACAAUGACAACAUGUACUUAAUUAAGGAUGAUCACAUUUACAUCUAUAAAACAGCAGCUCAUUACACCCUGAUUGAUGGCUACCCUAAAACCCUGAAGGAGGAGCUAGGCAUAGAAGGACAUGUGGACGCCGCCUUUGUCUGUCCCGAUCAACACACAGUAUAUGUAAUCCAAGGAAGGAUGAUGAGCGACGUGGACCUUAGCGCCACACCCAGGACCGUGAACAUGCCUGUGCCCUUGCCCAUGUCCGACAUCGACGCCACUCUGUGCAAUGCGGAUGGAAUUUAUCUGUUCAAGGGCUCUAACUAUUACCGCUACGUGACCCCCAUGAUACUGGCUAUGAGCAGGAUGACCCCUCAACCUCUCCCUGUUACCAACGCCAUGUUGGGAUGUCAGGAUUAGUAGUUUCUCAGUCCAACUAGAGAGUGGAAUAGAGAACUACAUGUGUAAACUUUUCAUAAAUCCCCCUCCCAUGCAUCGUGGAGUUAGAGUUGUUUGAUGAAUAAAAUUAGUGGGGAAUUUUACUGCA